UUCAGCCAUGGGUCCUUUGGGAAUACUUUGUUUUUUAAUCUUUCUGGAGAAAAGUGGAGGACAAGAACAAAUAUACGGUAUACAGAAAAUUCCAGAUCAAUAUAAAGUGGAUUUUCCGGCCAUUAGAACCACACAAUUUGAAAUGAAAGGAACUGAUGACUCUUCUAAACAAAUUCUCAGGACAAGAAGAGAUCUGCAACAGAGCAUAAAACAACAAGCUGAUAAAUACAGACAUGCAGUGCUAAAGAAAUGCUGUUACGAUGGCGCUCGUCGGAAUGAGGAUGAAACCUGUGCCCAGCGUGCCGCCCGGAUUACCAUAGGGCCACACUGUACUAGAGCUUUCAGUGAAUGCUGUACCAUCGCAAAAGAGAUCCGAGAUAAGGAUACUUUUAAGAAAAAACACCUCCAUUUUGGACAGUAGUAGUAAGGAUUCACGAAGAUGUCAACUUCUUUCCUCUCCUGGAAUAUACUCAAUGUCAUUAUUAAAUGCUUUAAUUUUUAAGUAACGCACAUAUUUUCUAUGCUGUUAAUUUUACUAAGUAUCAUACAGCAAAAUCAAACUUAAAUAUGAUGGUCAUACCUUUUCAUUGUAUUUUUGAAGCAAAUAGCCUUGGUUGCAUGUGAAGUCAUUUAUCGCAUUUUAAAUUUAUUACCCUUUUUCACGAAUGAGAACAAAGUAGCUAACACUAAGUUCACCAGAACAGCUAAACCACCAAUCCUUACUGUACCCAAGAAGCCUGCCCUUCACACUCUCAGAAGUCAAGACCCAUCACACCCUGACCACUGUGAAGAUUCUGAGUGGAGAGUCAGGACCAUGUUGGAUAGUGCUCACUGCUCUGUGUAUGGCCCUGCCCUAGACAUAUCUGUAAUUACUUACCAUACUGGGUCACCACAAGGUGAUGGUGCCAAGAAAUGAAGGCCCCUAAAAUGACAUCAUGUUAUAACUAUAAUUGUUUCAAUCAGAAUGCUGGAGAUAAUAAAGUA
Messenger RNA from Dipodomys ordii (Ord's kangaroo rat), 984 nucleotides. Its product is annotated as complement C5-like. Gene Ontology annotation, cellular component: extracellular region. Lineage: Eukaryota; Metazoa; Chordata; Mammalia; Rodentia; Heteromyidae. The coding region runs from base 8 to 421 and encodes 137 amino acids. The record is from RefSeq and is a predicted model, not a curated record. Gene Ontology annotation, biological process: inflammatory response; complement activation. The transcript has 5 exons.